CAGUUUCUAUUUGGUUUCAUCACAUUUCUGGUGCUGUUAUGCUGUGAGAAAGCGACGGCUGGUUUCCGGGCCCGAGUGCUGCCCACCCAUCAGACUAUGGGUAUCAUUAUCUAUACGCUGGCCAUCGCUGGCUGUCUCACUGGCCUCAUACAGACCGCCCGAUCAAGACUUAGUGGUCCGACACCUUUGGAGCCGGAAAAGCCUGAUUACAAGAACAUACUAAACCCGGUGAAUCCAUUCCUGAACCCGGGUAUGGUGAUCAACAUGGUGGGCGUGUGUUUGAUCACCUUGGCCAUUAUUAUACCAUACAUUAUACGCAACUUUACGCAACGUAGAAAUGUGGCCUCGUUCAGUGUCAACUAAAAUUUUGUUUGCCCAUGCACACUCGAUACAGCAAUAACAUGAAAUAAUAUUUACCAAGUUAAAAUUGUUUACACACAAAAAAAUGCACACACCCGGGUUUAAUAUGUUUACACAUUUUUUA
Molecule: messenger RNA, 484 nt
Organism: Medioppia subpectinata
Lineage: Eukaryota; Metazoa; Arthropoda; Arachnida; Sarcoptiformes; Oppiidae
Source: the annotation of a GenBank genome assembly